UCUAGCAGAAGAAAACUUUCACCUCACACACAGGAGCUAGACACUGGUAAAGGCUUGGUGCCAGGGGACCUUUGGGGAAAUUUAAUGUGCGACAAGUUUGCUUUGUAUUUCAUUUAAGCUGGUGAGGUUCCUGUGCUCUGAGACAUUACAAGAAGGCAAGAUGUUUGCUGUUCACUUGCUAUCCUUCUACUUCACCAAGUUGCAGGAGGAUCAAAUCAGAAAGGUGGACCGAUUUCUGUACGCGAUGCGUCUUUCUGAUGAGCAGCUCUGUGACAUUUCCUCUCGCUUCCAUGUGGAGAUGGAGAAAGGACUGUGUGGAGAGAGCAAUGCCACGGCUACGGUUAAGAUGCUGCCCACGCACGUGUGCUCCACGCCCGAUGGCUCAGAACAAGGUGAGUUCCUGGCACUGGAUCUUGGUGGUUCCAGGUUCAAAGUGCUUCAGGUGAAGGUAUCCGAAGAUGGGAAGAGAAAAGUUCAGAUGGAGAGUGAGACGUUCCCUGUCCCCGAGGAGGUUCUUAAUGGGAGAGGAACAGAUCUUUUUGGUCAUGUGGCAGAGUCUUUGAAAGCCUUUAUGCAGAAGAAUGAUAUAAAUCACAAGAGAAAACCACUGGGUUUCACCUUCUCGUUCCCCUGUCUCCAGUCCAAACUUGACGAGGGUGUGUUACUCUCGUGGUCAAAAAACUACAAGGCCAGAGGUGUUCAAGGCACUGAUGUGGUACAGUUACUGAGGCAAGCUAUCAACAAUGUUGGGGGCACUGAUGUGGAUGUCCUGGCCCUGGUCAAUGACACUGUGGGGACCAUGAUGACCUGUGGAUAUGAUGACCAGCACUGUGAGGUGGGAGUCAUCAUAGGUACGGGCACCAACGCGUGCUACAUGGAGGAGCUGAGACACAUUGACCUGGUGGAGGGCGACGAGGGGAGGAUGUGCAUCAACACAGAGUGGGGAGCGUUCGGAGACGACGGGGCACUCGACGAUUUCAUCACCAGUUUCGACCGUGAAAUCGAUGCGGCCUCCAUCAACCCUGGAAAGCAGCUGUUUGAGAAGCUGGUGAGCGGGAUGUACAUGGGCGAGAUUGUACGUCUUGUCCUGCUGAAGAUGGCCAAGGCCGGCCUGCUCUUUAAGGGCAGAAUGUCCGAUGCCCUCCGUACCAAGGGGAAGUUUCACACCGAGCAUGUCUGCCUGAUAGAAGAGUACAAAGACGGGCUGAAGAACACCAGAAGCAUCCUCACCGAGCUGGGCCUCAGUGCCAGUGAGGAGGACUGCAUCGCCGUCCAACAUGUCUGCACCAUCGUGUCCUUCAGGUCGGCCAACCUGUGCGCUGCCACACUGGCGGCCAUCCUGACACGCAUGCGGCAGAACAAGAAGCUGAAGAGCCUACGGACCACAGUGGGGGUGGAUGGGACUGUCUACAAGACACACCCACAGUACGCCAAGAGGCUCCAUAAGGUGGUGCGGCGGCUGGUGCCGGAAUGCAACGUCCGCUUCGUGCUGUCAGAGAGUGGCAGCGGGAAAGGGGCGGCCAUGGUGACCGCCGUGGCACAGAGGCUGGCAUCGCGCCGCAGAGAUGUGGAUGACACGCUGGCGGGGUUCGCCCUCAGCACCGCGCAGCUCCAGCAGGUGAAGGAGAAGAUGCGCAGAGAGCUGGAACUCGGCCUGCGGAAGGAGUCACACGGCUCGGCCUCCGUCAAAAUGCUGCCCUCCUACGUGUACCGGACCCCAGAUGGUACAGAAAGAGGAAAAUUCCUUGCCUUGGAUUUGGGUGGAACCAAUUUCCGGGUGUUGGUGGUUAAGAUCCGCAGUGGAAUCCGCAAGUCCGUCCGCAUGUACAACAAAAUAUAUGCCAUCCCACUGGAAAUCAUGCAGGGGACAGGAGAGGAGCUCUUUGACCACAUAGUGCAGUGCAUCUCCGAUUUCCUGGACUACAUGGGCAUGAGGAACACCUGUCUGCCACUGGGCUUCACCUUCUCCUUCCCCUGCAGACAGACUGGCAUUGAUAAGGGAAUUUUGGUGAACUGGACAAAAGGCUUCAAAGCUACGGACUGCGAAGGAAACGACGUGGUGGACAUGCUGAGGGAAGCCAUUAAGAGACGAAAUGAAUUUGACCUCGAUAUUGUUGCUGUGGUAAAUGACACUGUUGGCACGAUGAUGACAUGUGCGUAUGAGGAUCCUAAAUGUGAAAUUGGGCUUAUUGCUGGAACGGGCAGCAAUGUGUGCUACAUGGAGGAGAUGCAGAAUAUUGAAAGCGUGGAAGGAGACCAGGGCAGGAUGUGUGUUAACACAGAGUGGGGCGGGUUUGGGGACAACGCCAACAUUGAGGACAUUCGGACUAGGUUCGACCGCGAGGUGGAUGAAGGCUCUUUCAAUGUGGGAAAACAAAGGUUCGAGAAGAUGACCAGUGGAAUGUACCUGGGCGAGAUUGUCAGGCAGAUUCUCAUAGAUCUCACCAGACGGGGUCUUUUGUUUCGUGGCCGCAUUACAGAACCUCUGAAAACCAGGGGAAUUUUUGAAACCAAGUUCCUCUCACAGAUUGAAAGUGACCGUCUGGCGCUACUGCAAGUGCGGUCCAUUCUGCAGCACUUGGGUCUGGACAGCACGUGCGAUGACAGCAUCAUCGUUAAGGAAGUGUGUGGGACCGUGUCACGCCGAGCCGCACGGAUCUGUGGAGCAGGGAUGGCUGCUGUCGUGGACAAGAUCCGGGAGAACCGAGGACUGGACCACCUGGACAUCACUGUGGGGGUGGACGGCACACUCUACAAACUCCAUCCUCACUUCUCCAGAAUCCUUAAGGAGACAGUGAAGGAGCUCGCCCCUAAAUGUAAUGUGGACUUCAUGCUAUCCGAGGAUGGCAGCGGGAAAGGGGCAGCCCUCAUCACAGCUGUGGCCCGUCAGCAUUUUAGGAACACGUAACAGCACAGGACUGUAUCCUGUUCCUUUCCAGCAGCACUGCAGCUGGAAUAUUUGAGAGAACUGUUUUUCUGUGGUUGGAAAUGUAGCGCCGGCCUAUGUGGGACCUUCCCAGAAGUCAUCAGACGGAAUCACUUGAUACACACCAUGAAGUUAAAAAAUCCUCUGUAGAUAAGGUGUUUGGGGCCUUCAUGCCAAGUACAAUGAGUGCUGGCCAGUAUUGUUUGGUUAAAGUGUCCCUGUGUUCUUAUUUGAUAUCAUUUUUUAGAGUUUGCUAUGAAUAUAAUAAAGUUUCAUUAAACUUGGAGCUUCUUGGAGCUUUUGAUGAUUAAUAACAUUUUUGGACAGGGAGUGCUGACUCUUUUGUGCAGUAUCAACAUUCAAGCUUUCGUAAAAUUGUAAUUAUCUGUUGAGCUGUUUCAUGCUGCCUCACUUUGCCCUGUUUCGAGUCGGAUCAUCAGCCGAGCUCAUUUUGCUGUCGAAGGUCACUCAAAUGACUUUGUGAGUGACUGGCCCUCUUUGCAGGUCACCUCCCCCUCUCCUUUGUCUCCAGGGAGAGAGCAGGUCUGCCUGGGUAGGCAGAAAGAAUGGCACAGCCAGACCGAGCCUGAGGGGGAGGUGGCCUGGAAUGUCGUGCUCACAUGGGCCACACACCAGGCUCUAUCUGAACACCAAGCAGACCACUGUGUUGAUGGCAACAAAUCACAGCUAUGAGCUGGUCAUUUUUAAAUAUAACUGCUAGAUUUCAAAGCAUCUCUGAUAUCUUGUGGUGUUUGAGUUUUUUGAGGAGCAGUAUGCACAUGCUCUAACUACUAAAAUAAACUCCUGUAAGAUUGUAGAUCCAGUGAGUAAAUGAGCCCAACUGCAAGAUCUACUAUAAAUCCCCACAAUACAGGGAGAGAUUUAUUCAUGCUAAACCCUCCUGCCAAUGCUGGCUAGCUUUGCUCUCAGGUUCUUUCAUGAGCUCUACCUCAGUGUGUUUCACAUAAAGCCAACUAAAUUCUUUUUUUUUUUUUUUUUUUUAAGAGAAUCUUAACUUAUUGUUUUCCAUACUUUUUAUUAUUGGUAGUCUGGUCUAUUUAUUUUAAAAAGUUAGAAAAGAUUAUCUGUUUGAAAAAUGGAAUUUUUAAAAUACCAGUUAGGUUAGCACCUUUAUAAAUUCGCUAGACUUCAGUGGUCAUUGGGAAUUCAUCAGCAUUUUCAUUUAGCAGAGGACAGAAUCUCUUUAUAAUCUUCAUUGUGGUCAUUCAGUCAUGGUUUAUUUUGCGACCAAGGGAGAAACGGCCUCUUACCCUGACAGUAAUAUUACAAAAUUCACUAUUGUAUAAAGCUGUUGUAGUCUCCAGCAGGUAACUGCUGUCUGCAUGAUUUCACAUUUUUGCAUAUCAGCUAUUUACUGUUAUAGGCUGGUGCUGAGAAAGAAUACAUUACAUUGUGCAAGCUCUGUUAUUGAUUUGAUCAACAAUAACAGCUUUCAUUCAGAAAUCGCACUGGGAGAUUGUGGCUCUGUGGAAGCUACGCAGCAUUUCUAUGAGCAGUGACACAGUUUGGUUCGAUUAUGUAAAUGUGCUUGUUUUAAAUCUGCCUGAGCCCUAUCUUAAGGGUUAAUUAGGUCAUCUGUAUUUGUGAUUAUCUUAUCUACUUGUUGGACUACCAGUCACCAGCCAUGGAUAGUGAUGAAGAGCUAGACACUUUACCAUAUGUAGGUACAUAACCUCUCUGUGUGUCUGUUGGUAUUUAGACCUUAUAUAGUGAAUUGGUUUAAGCCUAAUAUUUGCUUACUUGUUUAAAUGAGGGCAGCACAGUACACAUACAGAAUAGAACAUUUAGAGUAGGACACAUCUGUCAGUCAGCAGGUCAGUCUAGACGUUACAGCGGAACUGUGUGCUUCUGUGUGUUCAGUAAUCUAAUGUACAAUCAUUUAUAAAGUUUAAGAUGAUUAACAAUGCUGUGGAAUUUU
Molecule: messenger RNA, 4865 nt
Organism: Electrophorus electricus (electric eel)
Lineage: Eukaryota; Metazoa; Chordata; Actinopteri; Gymnotiformes; Gymnotidae
Gene: hkdc1
Product: hexokinase domain containing 1
Biological process (GO): intracellular glucose homeostasis; carbohydrate phosphorylation; glucose metabolic process
Cellular component (GO): mitochondrion; cytosol
Molecular function (GO): glucokinase activity; fructokinase activity; D-glucose binding
Source: RefSeq, a predicted model, not a curated record